CUUCUUAUUCUGCAAAUGUAUGAGAGAAGCAGAAGUGCUCUCUCUCUCACCCUCCCUCCCUCUUAUUCUCCUUGCCUCUUCCUUCAUCCUGCACUAGCUAGAGAAAUCAGAGACUUCAGAGCUGUCCAGGAGUACUCCGGGAGUCCUCCUGCCCUGGGACUGCGUCUCCUGUCUCCCCACCAGCCUACACUUUAAUGGCCUUGACCUGCCUGAAGAGGGGGAGCCGACACACUCUACACUCCACAGCCACAGAGAGCUCCGCAUUUGGGGAGAUAGCUGCUGUUUGUCCUCCAGCCAUCCCUCUUCUGCCUCUCCUCUCCUCUCCUGUAGACUCCUCACUCACUCCUCGGUCUCUGUGUCCAUGCUCGUCUGAGCAUCCCCUCCUCUCCCUGCCUCGUGGUGACCUCUGACCUCAGAAGGAGAGGGCAGAGCAGGAAGCUCCACAGGGGGCAGGCAGACAGGAGUGCACUUAGAUGGAAGAGUGAGUUGCCGGGGGAUCAGUUUGGUUAUGAGUGCCCGUUCCGGGGUUAUGAUGCAGAUCCUUAGCAGCCUGCAGAAGUCAGGCAGGCUGAAGAUGAUGACUGUGGUCAGGACGUCCCUCCGGAAGGUAGUGGUCUUCUUACAUCGUCUGCAAAGGAUGGCCAUCUCCUCCCCUCGCUACCACAAACUGUACAAGGAUAUCCAGGCGGAAAUUGAUGCUCACAAUGACAUCUUCAGGAGUAUGGAUGGUAAUGUGGUGAAGACAGCGCAGUUGCCAGGCGGUUGGGAAGCAGUCAGGUCGUUGAGCAGCUCCGAGGAGGUCGUCGGCCUGCAGCAGAGGCCCAGAGAGAUGAGCCAUGGCUGGGCAGAGCCAGGGUCUAAGACUGUCAGUUUCAGGGUGCACCUGGAGGCCAGGGCAGAGAGGCGAGGUUGGGUGCUGGGUAUGCUGGAGGACCUGAGAAGGUGGCUGAGUCUGAAAGAGGAAGAGUUCAUCAGCCAUGGGCCCAUCAGUGGGGAAGUUCCCGCCCUGUUGCAACAGCACAGCCUCUGUACGGCACUGCAGAGUGAACUGGAGGCCUGUGAGCCUCUAGUAGUCAGGGCUUUGGAUGAGGCCCACAUGUUCUCGGCUGACCCAUCCACUGAGGAGUUGGAGGAACAGCAAAAGAAUGCGGAAUCAAGAACGGACCUCCCGGCCGAGGAGACGGCCAGUGGCACAGCCAGUAGGGCAGUUGGAGUUAUCCACCAGCGGGCAUCAGAGGUGCGCGGCCGCUGGGAGCGCCUUGUCACCCGCGCAGGCGUCCGGCGACUACAGGCGGACGCAGCCUUGGAGAAGCUGCAGAACCUGAAUGGCAUUUUGGAAAAGCUGAACUUGGGGCUGGACCAGGCAGAGGAGGAGAGGGUGGGGUGGCCCUCUGUUGGAGAUCUGUGUGCAGAUUCUCUUCGGGAGCACAUUGAGAAGGCCACUGUAUUCAGGCAGAACAUGGUGCCCCUGGAGCUUCAGGUGAGGGCUGUGAACAAGCUCUCUGCCGAGCUAUCAGCCCUCUGUGUUCAGCCAUCCUCCACCACAUCCGCACAGAUCGGCAAACUCAACAAACGCUGGAACAUAUUAGAGGAAGCCACAGGGGACAGACUCAGGCAGCUGCAGAUGGCACUGCGGGAUUUUGGACCCAUUUCCCAGCAUUUCCUGUCCACUUCUGUACAACUGCCAUGGCAGAGGGCUGUGUCUCACAACGAGGUACCAUACUACAUCAACCAUGAGACCCAGAGCACCAGCUGGGACCAUCCCAAGAUGACAGAACUCCUCCAUUCUCUUGCUGAUUUGAAUGGCGUGAGGUUCUCAGCCUACAGAACUGCCAUGAAGAGCCGUAGGCUGCAGAAGGCUUUGUGCUUGGAUUUGCUGGGGCUCAGCAUGGCUGAGAAGAUCUUUGAGCAGUAUGGACUCACGUUGAACAACCAGCUUCUGAGUGUGCCUGACGUCGCCCACUGUCUGACCUCCAUAUACGACCUGCUGGAGUGGAACCACAAGGACCUGGUCAAUGUGCCCCUGUGUGUGGACUUGUGCCUCAACUGGCUCCUCAACCUCUAUGACAUAGGUCGAAGUGGGAAGAUUCGAGCACGUUCUGUGAAGAUCGCCGUACUCUCUCUGUCUAAUGGUCAUCUGGAGGACAAAUAUAAAUAUCUGUUCCGACAGGUGGCAGCGCCAGCAGACACUUGUGACCCUGGAGGGCUGGGCCUGCUGCUCCACGACGUUCUUCAGAUCCCGAGGCAGCUCGGAGAGGCCACUGCCUUUGGAGCCAGCAGCGUCCAGCCCAGCAUACACAGCUGCUUUCAACACGUGAACUGCAGGGCAGAGCUGGACCUGGGGCACUUUGUGGACUGGAUGCGCUUGGAGCCCCAGCCCGUGGUAUGGCUGCCAGUCCUGCACCGCGUAGCCGCUGCGGAGACAGCAAAACACCAGGCCAAGUGCAACAUCUGCAAGGACUGUCCCAUAGUGGGCUUCAGGUACCGCAGCCUGAAGCACUUCAACUACAAUGUCUGCCAAGCCUGCUUCUUCUCUGGACGCACCGCCAAGGGCUACAAGCUGAGCACCCCCAUGGUGGAGUACUGCACACCGACGACCUCCGGGGAAGACGUGCGUGACUUCACAAAGGUGCUGAAAAACAAAUUUCGGUCAAAGAAGUACUUUGCCAAGCAUCCUCGUCUUGGUUACCUUCCAGUUCAGAAUAUUCUGGGAGGAGGGGAGAGUUUGGAGACUCGGGUCACUCUCAUUAGCAUGUGUCCAGAGCAGUAUGAGGAUAAGGAGCAGUCCUGCACAGCCCUUGAGGAGGAGUCCAAGCCAACCCGUCCAUGGAGCCCCACACUCAUCUUGCGGGUAGAUUCCAGUCAAACACAGAUCUCCACCCAAAUCCAGGAGGUGGAGCCAAACCAUUUCCAGAACCCUGCCCACAUCUUGCAGAAUGGAGAGAGGGAAGAAUGCAGCAAGCUUGAGCACAUCUCUACCCAACUGGAGACAGAAAAUAGGCCUGGCCUCUUGGACCAUAGCCAGCUGCAAGCACCCCAGCCUCAACCCUACCACUUAAGACACCUCCCACAGCAGGUGAUGUCAAUGCUGUGAAGAUCUCUACUCCCAUGGUUAAAACCUUGACCUUCCCUGAAGAAAAUGCUUAGAAGAUAUGGCAAGGAAUAAUGAGGGAUUCCCCAAAGACUUAGAGACACUGAUGCAAGACCACAGGUCUUUACUUGUGUUGUUUCGUUACUAUGCAACUGUGCAUUUGUAUGCACCAUAGAGCCCAUUCAAGGCUGUUGAAACAUUAGUAAGUGAUUUGUAUGAAUCUGCUAAUGGAUGGGGUAGGCGGCUGGAGGGACUGGGUCUUGGAGAGAUUAGGUUGUAGUAAAUGCCUCUUUGGAUAUAAAUGGAAAUCCAGCUGUUUGUGACAUCCCUUGGCUUUCUGAAGAGCACAGAGCAUCUUCACCCUUGAUCAUUACCAUCACCUAUCCAUUUUGAUUUAGUGUGAGUGUAUAAAUGACUUCAUGUACCGUUAUGAUAUUGCUUUGUGAUACUGUUUCAUCCAUCACUAUGUGCUGCACAUUCCAAAGUAUAUGUGUUUGAGGUCUGUUUUUAUAGUAUUUGUGAUGAAGACUUGCAGCAGUUGACGUAUUGUUGCUAUAGGUUAUUCCUAAUGGGCAUACAACAUGUUAUAUUGCAUUUUUCGCAUAGUAUUUAUUGAAAUUUAAUUUGUAUAAUGUAUUUCACAUAAGAAAGCCAUGGCUGUCUUGCUACCUCAAAGACUCUCUCAUAAGCACGACCUGGACUUUGAUUUGUCUGGAAUCAGCCAUUUCAGAAGAAUAAGGUUGCAUUCACACUGGAUGUCUUUUGUCAGCUAGAAAACUCAAGACACACUAUCUGUUUUGAUUUUAUGAAACUUACUCAUAAAAUCAGAAGCUUGAAAAAAGUGUGGAAGCUCCUUUUUUGCUGUUAAACCCACUCUGCUCCUGUCAAUCACUUGUGUAACGUAUUUAAUGGAUUUAGCCAACUAAUUUCACCGGAAAAUAACUUGCCAUUUGCAGUAUGUCAACAUAGUGCUAAUUUGUUGCAGUGCCUUGGGCCACUUAUUUUUGUCUUGGUAGUUAUGAUCUGUGAAAUUGUUCAACUUCAAGUGGCCAGAAACUGUAACGACCAACUUCUCUUUCAUCUUUAUUUAGCUACAGGGGAAGUUUAUGGCAGAAUCAAGGCCUGCCUCUUUUUUCAUGCGAUUGAGCACCAUAGAAAAGAAUGACAGUGACGCUGGGCGCCCUGGGGAUAAACGUGCGGCACCUGGCACAAUAAAGCAACACAAAAAAAUGCUUAAAACUGAUUGGAAAUUAUUCUAAAAAAGGUGCCCCAGCUGUUAAAGUGUAUCUGGUGUGAACUCCAAAACAUGUCUAUUUCCCUGUGGCCCCAAUGACCUUUUCUGCGAAAAAAGAGAGAUUCAAAUUCUGUGCCAUGCUAUAAUGUAAUUAUGUGAUGUCUUAGGGUGGUGAUAAUGUGGAUGUAUUUGGAGUCAUACAGUACAUGCCAGUCACCUUGCAUCUAACAUUGCACCAUAUGUUGUUCUGAAUAAAAGGUUUUAUGGUAAGUUA
Molecule: messenger RNA, 4599 nt
Organism: Anguilla rostrata (American eel)
Lineage: Eukaryota; Metazoa; Chordata; Actinopteri; Anguilliformes; Anguillidae
Product: utrophin-like
Exons: 20
Coding region: 509-3094 (861 amino acids)
Biological process (GO): synaptic signaling
Cellular component (GO): plasma membrane
Molecular function (GO): protein binding; zinc ion binding
Source: RefSeq, a predicted model, not a curated record